AUGGCCGUUCCCCAGGAUAUCAUCCAAAAGAUUGAGGAUGGAUACAAGAAGCUUCAGGUAUGUGAAGCUUAAUAUUUUCCUUGUUUUUGAUGCAAUUUAGGAAUUGAAAGUUGUUAUGGGCUAAUAAGGCAGAAUAGAGCCUGUUCGACCAUCCUCUUGCAGCAUCAUAUCGGAUUUUAUUUGAAAAAUCCUGAUCUUGACCUUGUUUUAGGAGUCCCCUGAAUGUCACUCCUUGUUGAAGAAGUACCUCACCCGCGAGGUGGUCGACCAAUGCAAGGACAAGCGCACCAAGCUCGGCGCCACCCUCUGGGACGUCAUCCAAUCCGGAGUGGCGAACCUCGACUCCGGCGUCGGUGUCUAUGCCCCCGACGCCGAGGCCUACACCCUCUUCAAGCCGCUGUUUGACCCCCUGAUCGAGGACUACCACAACGGCUUCAAGCCCACCCAAAAGCAGCCCGAGACCGACCUGGGCGAGGGCAAGACCCACCUCCUGCCCGACCUCGACCCCGAAGGCAAGUUCAUCAACUCGACCCGUGUCCGCUGCGGCCGCUCCCUUCAGGGCUACCCCUUCAACCCCUGCCUCACCGAGGCCAACUACCUCGAAAUGGAAGGCAAGGUGAAGAAGGUGUUCGAAGAGCUCCAAGACCCCGAACUCCAGGGCACUUACUACCCACUCCAGGGAAUGACCAAGGAGAUCCAGGAUCAACUCAUUGCUGACCAUUUCUUGGUAAGUAAUGUAAAAAAUAAGGGGGAAUUUAGGGAAAAUACGAGGUGAAAUUUAAUAAUAGAGCAUGAAAAACUGAAUUGGGUCUAAAAAGGGGUGAGAUUGAGACUUCGUCGGGAAAAUUAUAUUGUAGUAGGCAAGAAGGUCGAAAAAUCGGAAAAUUUUUGGAUUUUGAUGGGAAAAAUUGAAGACCAGGGUAGUAAAAAGAACAAGGAAGGAUUCCAGCAGCUUUGGGAACAAUAAAAUUGAGAAUAAAACUAAUUUCCGUCCCGUUUCAGUUCAAGGAAGGUGACCGUUUCCUGCAACACGCCAACGCCUGCCGCUACUGGCCCGCCGGCCGUGGCAUCUACCACAACAAGGACAAGACCUUCCUGGUCUGGGUGAACGAGGAGGACCAUCUCCGCAUCAUCUCCAUGCAGAACGGCGGCAACGUGGGCCAGGUCCUGGAGCGCCUUAUCAAGGGCGUGAAGGCGAUCCAAGCGCAGGUCCCGUUCAGCCGCGACGACCGCCUCGGAUGGCUGACCUUCUGCCCAACUAACUUGGGCACCACCGUCCGCGCCUCCGUCCACAUCCGCCUGCCCAAGAUCUCCGCUCGCCCCGACUUCAAGACCAUCUGCGAUGGACUGAAGCUGCAGAUCCGCGGCAUCCACGGAGAACACUCGGACUCGGUCGGCGGAGUCUACGACAUCUCCAACAAGGCUCGUCUCGGCUUGACCGAGUUCGAGGCCGUCAAGCAAAUGUAUGAUGGCAUCAAGCACCUCAUCGAAUUGGAGAAGGCCGCCUAA
Molecule: messenger RNA, 1509 nt
Organism: Bursaphelenchus xylophilus (pine wood nematode)
Lineage: Eukaryota; Metazoa; Nematoda; Chromadorea; Rhabditida; Aphelenchoididae
Source: the annotation of a GenBank genome assembly